AUGCCCUUCUUCUUCUCACCAGCGUUGAGCCGGCGUCAGAAAGGAAGUGGCUCAACAAGCAGUGUCAAUGCAACAGAGGCAAAGCAGAAUGCAAGUGUGCAAAAGAAAGCGCAUCUGAAGCGGACCUUGUCAACAAUUGAGAAAGACUCCUUGCGAUACAAGGCCGGCAAGGUCAAGCCUUGGAUGGAUGACGACGGCAACGUGGUGUGGUCCAAGUCCAGGAUUAUCAUUGGCGAGUGGGUCCUCUCACAGACCUUCGAGACAAUCAUGGGAGUGAUCAUCGCCACGAAUAUUUGCAUCAUGGUGGUAGAAUCAAACGCAGAUGCAAGUUGCUACACUUGGGCUGUGGAAAACAAUGAGCUUGAGAAAAUGCUAGAAAAGUGUCCUCAUCGCAGUUCCAGUAUUUGGUGGCUUCAGGUUGCCAAUAUCGUGCUUUUGGUCAUCUACAGUGUGGAGUGUAUGUUGCGUGCCUUCGUGGAACGCCACAACUAUUUGUGGAAUAGGUGGAACCAAAUCGAUUUGCUGACCGUAGUCCUGGGCUGGGCUGGUGUCGUCCUGGCAGCUGCGGCGUCAUUCUCUGGAUUCCAAUUCAAUGUGCUCCGCAUAACACGAGUGAUCAGACUGUUGAGGGCAGCUCGUGUGGUCAUUUCCAUUCCAGAAUUCUACAUCCUGGUGAGUGGAUUGACUUCCUCGUUCAAGGCCAUCAUCUUUGGCUCUGUGAUGCUGGUGUCGGUAAUCAUUGUUUGGGCAAUCAUUGGGGUGGAGCUGCUCCAUCCAUUGAAUGCGGGAAAGAUCUAUCCUGACACCUGCUGGCAUUGCAAAGAUGCCUUUGGAAGUGUCCAAGAGGCCGCAGUGACAAUCUUCAAACAGAUUGUCGCGGGUGAUUCGUGGGGUGAGAUCAAUGAACCAUUGGCGCUGGAGCACCCAGCCCUGAUCCCGCUCUUUUUUCUUCAUGAACGAGCGACAGAGGCGAGAGAGAAUGACCAAGCGAGAAAAUUGCAAAAGAAGGACGCGGAGCGCGAGGCCAACAUGGUUGAACUAGCACUGCUUUGUGACAGCAUGGAUGUGAAUGGCAAUGGAUCUCUCUCCCUGCAAGAGAUGCUUGAUGGCUACGACCAUAACCACCACUUCAACAAUCUGAUGCAAGAGAUGGACAUCCGACGUUCAGACAUCAGAACGAUCUUCAACGUAUUGGAUGGAGACUGUUCAGGUGAAGUGUCCUAUGUGGAGUUUUGCCAACAGCUUGGGACAUGCAGGAAGAGGGAUCCUGUCAUGAUGCACUCACUUAUCAAAUACUCUGUGAUGGAAGUGCAGAAGAUCCUGAACCACGAAAUCAUGGAUACUUUGAACGAGCAUACCGAGGCACUCAUUGAACAGAGAGAGAUGCUCAUGGAGCAGCUUCAGUUGCUCCAUGCCCUGCCGGUGGAUCCAAAAAUCAAAGAGGUGGCGCAGAAGAGACGCGCGGCCCGAGUCCUGCGUCGACAAGGCAAAAAGCAGGGGAAGCCUCAAUAUUUCGACGAGAAUGGCACAGCUGCCACAGCCUACAGCUCUCAUGGCUCUGAUGUUCAAGAGGAAGGAUCUGGGAUGGUAGCUCAUCAGGUCGUUAAUUCCAUGGAAAGCACUUGCCAAAGCUUCGAGGAGCUCCAGUCACAGAUGCAGUCCUUGAUUAGGUCUACAGAGGAGUUAUCCUCAAAGGCCACGAAUUCAAAGCAGGACUUGCUGGAGCCCGGAACAGGCACGUUGUUGGCAGUUCAAACAGAAGAUGCUCAAGCGCUCUCUGCAGACAGAAAUGAAAGAACCACCAGCCUCAAUGAAGAACUCGAGAGAAAGUUCUCGCUUCUUCUAGCCAAGCUGCGGCAAAGAAUGGACGACGAAGAAGUACUGCAACGAAGAUGUAAAGAUGCUGUCCAAGCUGUUGAUUCGCUACUCGCGGAUCAUAGUGGACGCUACUUUUACUGCUAA
Durusdinium trenchii is the source of this 1962-nucleotide messenger RNA. The record is from the annotation of a GenBank genome assembly. Lineage: Eukaryota; Dinophyceae; Suessiales; Symbiodiniaceae.